UGUGAAAAUAACACAAAUUUUUAAUGAAAUUUAAUAGUUACGAAAUAUUUUCAAUUUAUUAAUUAAAUUUCAUUAUGGCCAUGUCACCUGGUGUAAAGGAACGUUUAGAAGUUGUUUACGAUAUUGUCAAGACCACUUUUCAUUGGGGUUUCUUACCAAUGGUCCUGUAUUUGGGUUUCAAAAAAGGCGCUGAACCUGGCAUGCCACCAUUAUCAUUGAUGAGUUUAUUGUGGCAGUAAAUAUAUAUGGGGACUUUAGUUAUUUAGAUAAUUUUAAAAUGGGGGUCUGACACAACAAUUUCCAUACUAAUGCGGAAAGUUGUUUAGCAUUUGUUUUGCUUAAUGCAAGGUUUAAAUUAAUAAAUAAAAUGUUAUUUUUCAAAUACAUUUAAACAAGUA
This is a messenger RNA of Calliphora vicina (urban bluebottle blowfly), 398 nucleotides long. RefSeq names its product mitochondrial import receptor subunit TOM7 homolog. The record is from RefSeq and is a predicted model, not a curated record. NCBI's taxonomy places the organism in Eukaryota, Metazoa, Arthropoda, Insecta, Diptera, Calliphoridae. The coding region runs from base 75 to 239 and encodes 54 amino acids. The transcript has 2 exons. Gene Ontology annotation, biological process: protein import into mitochondrial matrix. Gene Ontology annotation, cellular component: mitochondrial outer membrane translocase complex.